This is a messenger RNA of Pundamilia nyererei, 3651 nucleotides long. RefSeq names its product CSE1 chromosome segregation 1-like (yeast) (gene cse1l). The coding region runs from base 166 to 3081 and encodes 971 amino acids. Gene Ontology annotation, cellular component: nuclear envelope; cytosol. NCBI's taxonomy places the organism in Eukaryota, Metazoa, Chordata, Actinopteri, Cichliformes, Cichlidae. The record is from RefSeq and is a predicted model, not a curated record. The transcript has 25 exons. Gene Ontology annotation, molecular function: nuclear export signal receptor activity; small GTPase binding. Gene Ontology annotation, biological process: protein export from nucleus; protein import into nucleus.
CGUGCCUUACGACGUUGGCGUGACAUCUGCGCUUGCGCAGUACUCUAACCGCGCAGUUCCUUUUACUCAAGGUAUUUGAAAGCUGGCUCGGGAAGCGGUACGUCUGUACGACUUGUGGUGGCUCUCCAUCCCAUCCUAAAUUAAACUAACUAUCACGUUUUGAUCAUGGAGCUGAAUGAUGCUAACCUACAGACCCUGACUGAGUUCCUAAGAAAAACCCUCGACCCAGAUCCAACAGUCAGACGUCCUGCUGAAAAGUUUCUUGAAUCUGUAGAAGGAAACCAGAACUAUCCACUGUUACUUCUCACGUUGCUGGAGAAGUCCCAGGACAACGUGAUCCGCGUCUGUGCUGCUGUGACAUUCAAAAAUUAUAUAAAGAGAAACUGGAGAAUUGUUGAAGAUGAACCCAACAAAAUCUCUGAUCCUGACCGAACGGCAAUAAAAGCAAACAUUGUAAAUUUGAUGCUGAGCAGCCCGGAACAGAUUCAGAAACAGUUAAGUGAUGCCAUCAGCAUCAUAGGACGUGAAGACUUUCCACAAAAAUGGCCAGACCUUCUAACAGAGAUGGUGACUCGCUUCAGAAGUGGAGAUUUCCACAUCAUCAACGGUGUGCUGCGCACUGCACAUUCACUCUUCAAGAGGUAUCGCCAUGAGUUCAAGUCAAAUGAGCUUUGGUCUGAGAUAAAAUUGGUUCUGGACACGUUUGCUCUACCUCUGACUGAACUAUUCAAGGCCACAAUCGAGCUGUGUCAAACUCAUGCUACAGAUGUCAAUGCCUUGAAGGUCCUCUUCUCAUCACUCACACUUAUCGCCAAGCUUUUCUACAGUCUUAACUUUCAGGACCUUCCAGAGUUUUUUGAGGACAAUAUGGAAACCUGGAUGACCAAUUUCCAUGGCCUACUGACUUUGGAUAAUAAACUUUUACAAACAGAUGAUGAGGAGGAGGCAGGUCUCCUGGAGCUGCUGAAGUCUCAGAUCUGUGACAAUGCGGCUCUUUAUGCUCAGAAGUACGAUGAGGAAUUUCAGCCAUACCUGCCACGCUUUGUUACUGCAAUCUGGAACCUUCUAGUUUCUACUGGCCAGGAAGUCAAAUAUGACCUGCUCGUAAGCAAUGCUAUCCAGUUCUUGGCAUCGGUCUGUGAAAGGCCACACUAUAAGCAUCUGUUUGAGGACCAGAAUACACUCACAAGCAUUUGUGAGAAGGUCAUUGUGCCCAACAUGGAGUUCAGAAGUGCGGAUGAGGAGGCCUUUGAAGAUAACUCAGAGGAGUACAUCCGAAGAGACCUGGAGGGAUCUGACAUCGACACUCGCCGUAGGGCUGCGUGUGAUUUGGUGAGAGGACUUUGUAAAUUUUUUGAGGGACCAGUCACAGCAAUCUUCUCUGGCUACGUGAACUCGAUGCUGGCCGAGUACGCCAAGACACCUCGGGAGAACUGGAAACACAAGGAUGCUGCUAUCUAUUUGGUCACAUCGCUGGCAUCGAAAGCCCAGACACAAAAGCAUGGAAUAACACAAGCCAACGAACUGGUGAAUCUGACAGAGUUCUUUGUGAACCACAUUCUCCCUGAUUUAAAAUCCCCCAAUGUUAAUGAGUUCCCAGUGCUGAAGGCUGAUGCCAUCAAGUAUGUCAUGAUCUUCAGAAGCCAGCUUCCUAAAGAGCAGCUGCUGCAGGCAGUCCCUCUACUAAUAACUCACCUGCAGGCAGAGAGCACAGUGGAGCACACUUAUGCUGCACAUGCUUUGGAGAGACUGUUCACUAUGAGGGGACCCAACAACACAACACUUAUCACUGCUGCAGAGAUGGCACCCUUUACUGAACAGCUGCUCAACAACUUGUUCAAGGCACUGGCUUUUCCUGGUUCUGCAGAAAAUGAAUACAUUAUGAAAGCCAUCAUGCGCAGCUUCUCCCUGCUGCAGGAGUCCAUUGUUCCCUACAUCCCUACGCUGAUUGGUCAGCUCACUCAUAAGCUUCUCCAAGUCAGCAAGAAUCCCAGCAAACCUCACUUUAACCACUACCUGUUUGAGUCCCUGUGCCUGUCUGUCCGCAUCACCUGCAAGGCGAACCCCGCUACAGUCAGCAGUUUUGAGGAAGCACUCUUCCCCGUCUUCACGGAGAUCCUCCAGAACGAUGUUCAGGAGUUUCUUCCAUAUGUGUUCCAGGUGAUGUCUCUCCUCCUAGAGAUCCACUCUAACUCUAUUCCCGCCUCCUAUAUGGCCUUAUUCCCUCAUUUGCUGCAGCCUGUACUUUGGGAACGAACAGGGAACAUCCCCCCUCUGGUGCGCCUCCUUCAGGCUUACCUGGAGAAGGGAGGUGAAACUAUUGCUAGGUCUGCUGCUGAUAAAAUACCUGGCUUGCUUGGAGUUUUCCAAAAGCUUAUAGCAUCCAAGGCCAAUGAUCAUCAAGGAUUUUACCUUCUCAACAGUAUCAUAGAGCACAUGCCCCCAGAAUCACUCAUUCAGUACAGGAAACAGAUCUUCAUUUUGCUCUUCCAGAGGCUACAAGGUUCCAAAACCACCAAGUUCAUCAAGAGUUUCCUGGUGUUUGUCAAUUUGUAUUGUGUCAAAUAUGGAGCUAUAGCACUUCAGGAGAUUUUUGACAGCAUCCAGCCAAAAAUGUUUGGUAUGGUGCUGGAGAAAAUUGUUAUUCCAGAGGUUCAGAAGGUGUCUGGACCAGUCGAGAAAAAGAUCUGUGCUGUUGGCAUUACAAAGAUCCUCACUGAGUGUCCUGCAAUGAUGGACACGGAGUACACGAAACUCUGGACCCCACUGCUCCAGGCCCUCAUCGGUUUCUUUGAGCUUCCUGAAGACGACAGCAUCCCAGACGAUGAGCACUUCAUUGACAUCGAAGACACACCGGGCUAUCAGACUGCCUUCUCACAGCUGGCCUUUGCCGGGAAGAAGGAGCACGACCCAAUUGGAGAUGCUGUUGGCAAUCCAAAAAUCCUGCUGGCCCAGUCACUGCACAAGCUUUCUACUGCCUGCCCUGGAAGGGUUCCUUCAAUGCUGAGCACGAGUCUGAAUGCAGAAGCUCUCCAGUUCCUGCAGGGCUACUUACAGGCGGCUACUGUGCAGCUGGUUUAAAACCAAAGCAAAAUCUCAGUACCCUGCAGGAAUAGCCACAAUGACCCCUCGGUCACAUGACAGACCUGCUUCAGUUGAACUCGAGACCUGAAAGUUAAAUGGAUUUACCAGAGAAGUAAAUUUUGCCUGAAUUCAGGGUGUGUACUCCAAUGGAAGUCAUUUUAAGGUUUUUCUUUUAAGAAAAGGAAAAAAGGAACACGACCAAAACUGAAUUACUUUAAGAUAUCUGGGCCUUUUUCUUUUCAUGUGAUAAAGGCUAACAAGGAUUUGAAUGUCAGGUUGUGAAGCACUUACCAGUUUAUUUCAAAAACAUCAGCAACAGCAGCAGAUGUAAAAAUAAAUAAAAGAAAUUGAACGUGUGGGACGCUGAACAUGUAUUUCAAACAGGAGGGUUUAAAUCAUUUCUUUUGUAUGUUUGACUUCCUUUUUACGGUUAUGAGGCUGUAGUCUGUGGCUCAAACAUAAAGCUUAAUAUUUUUCUGUUGCAUGUUUCCCUUUAUUUGUUAAUGUCUUUGUUGUUUCUGCACUGUUUGUUAAUGUGAAUAAAAAGAGGCACUAGUAUGGAUCUGU